This is a messenger RNA of Acanthopagrus latus (yellowfin seabream), 6142 nucleotides long. RefSeq names its product RAB3B, member RAS oncogene family (gene rab3b). Lineage: Eukaryota; Metazoa; Chordata; Actinopteri; Spariformes; Sparidae. Gene Ontology annotation, biological process: protein secretion; regulation of exocytosis; protein localization to plasma membrane. The transcript is spliced from 5 exons. Gene Ontology annotation, molecular function: GTPase activity; GTP binding. The record is from RefSeq and is a predicted model, not a curated record. Gene Ontology annotation, cellular component: synaptic vesicle; endosome; plasma membrane. Bases 381 to 1034 code for a protein of 217 amino acids.
GUUCAUUCACAGAGAAGCCGGUGGUGGUUAUUUUUAGGAGGGAGGAGGUGACAGGCAGCAGACGCCUCUUUGCAAAUAUUCCCACAUCGCGUCGCUCCACCUUGAAUUAACGCAGGAUGUCCGCGCAGAGCCGUGCGUAAAGAAGCUGCGUGCGGCGCCGAAAAGACGUUUCACAGCCGAUUCAGCCGCUUCAGCUGAUGAAGAGCAGCGGUGCUGAGAGCAGACCAGCCUUCUGACUUCUGAAGAGACGCUGGGAGGAUCUGAUCGGACGCGUUGUCGCUGCUGUCGAGGAUCAAUUUGUGGGUUUUUGGUGAAAUUUUUGGGAGCGCGGACACCGAACAGCUCUCCAUCAGGUGCAGAGAGAGACCCGCCCAGCAGAGAUGGCGAAGGCAGACCAGCGUUUCGGCCAGCGGGACGGCUCCGACCAGAACUUUGACUACAUGUUCAAGCUGCUGAUCAUCGGCAACAGCAGCGUGGGGAAAACGUCCUUCCUGUUCCGCUACGCCGACGACUCCUUCAGCAACUCUUUCGUCAGCACCGUGGGCAUCGACUUCAAGGUGAAGACGGUUUAUCGCAACGACAAGAGGAUCAAGCUGCAGAUCUGGGACACGGCGGGACAGGAGCGUUACCGCACCAUCACCACGGCCUACUACCGCGGCGCCAUGGGCUUCAUCCUGAUGUACGACAUCACCAAUGAGGAGUCCUUCAACGCCGUCCAGGACUGGGCCACUCAGAUUAAGACGUACUCGUGGGACAACGCCCAGGUGAUCAUGGUGGGCAACAAGUGCGACAUGGACGAGGAGAGAGUCGUUCCUCCGGAGAAAGGGAAACACCUCGCCGACCAGUUAGGCUUCGAGUACUACGAGGCGAGCGCCAAGGAGAACAUCAACGUGCGGCAGGUCUUCGAGCGCCUGGUUGACAUCAUCUGCGUGAAGAUGUCGGAGCGUGUGGACGUGGAGGCGCCGGCGGCUCCCGGUACCAAGACCACCAAACUGACCGACAAGCCCGCCCAGCUACCUCAGAAGUGCUGCUGAUCGUUGGUCGACGUUCAUCCCUCCACUGUCGCCUCGUUCACCUUCCCCCCCAAAUCUCUCGAGAAAAAGAAAAAAACAGAUUAACUAUCGUAACAUUCCUCAACACUCUCUCUGCUUCAGUCCAUGUUUGUGAGCAGUAAUAAUCACUACGCCUACUGCGGUUUAUGCUAACUAACGUUUAUAUAGCCAGUUUCAUUCCCGUCCUGUCCCCGAGUGUCCACGGUUGGUCCUUACGUAGACGGAGGAGGAAGGCCGGCAGUGCACUCCAGACAAAAUGUCAUUUGGUGCUUUUGAAUCGGUCGUAGAGCCGCUGUAGAUUUCACUGCUAAAAGGAAAUGCUAACGUGCUAGCUGAGCGAGGUACAAGAAGUCCGAGUUAAGGUUAAUGAGGAAAUGAGACGUCACAGAGAUUGUUAGCUUAUCAAUGUAGCUAACAAGUUCGAUUCCUUUUAUACUGGUUAUAUGAGCUGGCUUGUUAGCUUAGGUCGCUAACAGGACAAUAACUUUGUUUAAUUAAUGGUUUAUAUAAAGUGGAUCUCAGCUGAUUAGCCACGUUAGCUUCCUCUGUCUUGACGUCUUUGUGCAGUGCCGUCAAGAUGUUUCCUGAUGUUUUCCUGAUUGUGAGUCAGAUUCUGUCAAUCCUAAAUCCUGUGAACUGACUUCGUAUAAAUGCUGAUGUGACCGAGCUGUACCGCGUCUGCAGAGAGCUGACAGAUGUGAAAGUCUGGUUGAUGACACAUCUUGUUGAAAAGACGAUUCAAAAUAGACAAAUGAACAAACGUGUAUGAAAGGUUCAGUACAGCACUCAGCGGCAGGGUCACAUGACGUCCACAGAACAAGCAAGAAGAUCCUGGGUUCAAAUCCCAGCUGGAGAUUCUCUGUGGAGUGAUGUUUCCCCCAGAGCUCGUGUUGGUUUCCUCCGCCAACGCCACAACAUGUUUGUGAGGUUGGUCUUGUGGUCAGUCUUGUACUGAUUCUGCAGAAGGCAUUAAACAAAGACAACCAGCUUCAUUAGGUCGAAUGAAAUGAGGUAAAUAAAGAUUAUUCUACAGUCACCAGAAAAAAUAUUCCCAGAAUAAAAAUCGUAUCAGCAGAAAAGCUGAAAUGGCUGCAGAUUCAGAAUCUCUGUCCAUCGCUUUGAGUUCAUCAGAGAAAAGGAAAAAAAACAUCACAGUCAAGUGCGACCUGCAGAUUUUGGUCCAAUAUGAUGAAUCAGUAACACAUUACUCCACAGAGACUCUGAUAUUGAGAGUAACUAAAUACUUCCAAAUGAGAGUAACUAACACAUCGCGCUGUCUGAGACUCACCGGUGUGUGUUGCUCUUUCCAUGCAGACUAAAACAUGUCAAGAUUAAACCAGAGGAGGCUGCAGGUAGAGUCCACAAAACAAAAAGAAACAAGACGCCAAAUGUAUAUUUUGUUGAGAGUGUGCUGCUGGUAGAGCAGGAAGCAGGAAGCAGGAAGCAGGAAGCAGGAAGCAGGAAGCAGGGUCCACAGGUAAGCACAGCACUGCCUCUCCUCUCAAAGUGUAGCACAACGACGAAACUCCACCGCUGCUCAUGUCCACAAGUUUACAGGCCACAACAUCAGACAGGCUGCUUCUCCAGUAGAUAGUCUCCUAUACGAUACGCCUCCAGCCCUCCUGCUGUUUCUGGCCUUACUUAGUGCUGUUUGUGGCUCGAAAGGCUUCAGGGCUUCACCACUGAUGCACAACUCCCAGCAGGGCUGCAGCCCGAAUCACUCGAGUCGAAGACUUGAACGGGUCGAGUCCCAAAAACAAUCUGGUGAUGAUUCUCUGAAGAGUUUUUAAACUAAACAUGAGAUGUUAAUGAAACAGAUCAUUGAACAGAACAACACUGGAACAAUCAGAACACUUUCCUUCACAAACUUUAGGAACUUUAACACUUUAAUGACUGAAACAGGAUGAUAAUAUUUCCUUAUGAUUAUGAAUUCUGCAUCUUUGGGACUUCUGUAUCUUAGAUUUACCAGAAAUUAUUCAUAUCUCAGAAUUAUGAGAUCAGUGACGUAAGAGGUAACGAGAUACGGAUCGUGUAACCUCCAGAUGCUGAACAGGAGACGUGAGUGAUAAUUACAUGAAAACGUCUCUGAGAGUCAGUGAGCUGCUCUGACAGAUGACUGAUGGAUGAAUGAUGCUCUUCUUUUGGCCACAGUCUUUAUUUCCUGCGGCUCUGUCAGGUUAGUCAGUCUGCGUUAGUCAGUCCAACAGGCUGAUCACUGCUCACGUCUUAAAAGUGUAAAGACAUGCAGGCAUCACCCGACAUCACGCUGCUUAACGUCCGAGUCACUUGAGAUUCAUCCCGCCUCGUACAGUCCGUCCUUCAGUCUGCACGAGAGGCUCAGUUCAUGGUAAACCUGUUGGCUGUCUCGUCUGGAAGAACAGAGAGUUUCUCAGAUCCACUGCAGCAGCUGCAGUGCGCCUCGCCGUGUCUCAGUCAGCUUGUGACCUGACAGGAAGUGUCAAAAUAUCUGCUGUUGUGCCGGCUGCUGCUGGUUCUUCUGUCAGACUGGCUCUGUGCUGCAGGCAGGCGAGGAAGGAAGGAAGGAAGGAAGGAAGGAGGGAAGGGAAGAUUACUGAAGCUGGAGCUGAGACGUGACUCAGUGUCGAGUCCAUUCCAAGAUAUUUCCUCCGCUGUGGGAGCGAUGUGCUGACAGUAUAUAACCAUUAUGACCCGGACUGUAAUUAAUGUAAGAGAGAAUUUAUUAUCUUUGAGUUUAAUUAUACACAUUUUAAUCCUCACACAGGAGACUAACAGGUAGAAUCUCCGUAGAGUCUGAAGAUCAUGUGGAGGACGAUGUUGGAUCGUGGCAGUAACAAGCUGCUGGUGACUUAAAAACACAGUGACUGAUCGUCUGUAAACAGACGAACCAUGAUGACACACCUGCAUCAUUAGUCACUACACCUGCAGUUACCACCAGUGACCACAGGUGUCGCCACAAUCAGUCCACAGAAAUCUUAAGUAAAGAAAGAAACUGAGCAAACAUCAUGAACAGAGUGAAGACUGAAGUUAGCAUGCUAACAGCUAGCCUCUGUCUCUCAGAGGUGACAGUCUGACAGCCUGCAGCUUCACUUCACUACUGAGUCUAAUAAUCAACAGGAUGAACUCUUACAUGUGAAGAAAGGAAAUAUUUUGACUCUUAUUUUCACAAUAAACAGAACAAUCCAACCGUCCACCGUCUAAAACCAACAUCACCCCUGUUCUGUCUCCACGCUGACCUGACGCUGAUGAUAUACUGGAGUAUGUGUUGCACAGCUAAUAAUCACAAACAUGAGAAGCUGAUACUGACGGCGGUUCUGACCAUCUGCAGUCCGUCCUCCUGUCGUGCUGACAGGCUGAGAGGACGAGCUGUCGUUCUGUUGCUACGCUGAUGUCAGUCGACACAAUGGAAGCACUCAGAACGAGGCGUCAGUCUGUGAGACGAGCUGCUGAAAGCUGACAGCGAUGAACAAAGACGGCGUUCUGCAUAUUCAACAGAAUCACGCUUUUAAACAUCAGAACAUCACUCAGGUUCAUCUCCUGGUUUACUCUCAGAACUCUUUCCCCUCGAGGGUGAAGACGUGUUCUCAGCUCUGCAUCUCGUGUCAGAGUCGAUUAAAAGUAGAAAUAGGACAGAUUAAUCGAUGAUGGCAGCAGGUGUUGGUUUCAGCCCUGCUGUCGGUCUGAUGAGCACUUUAGUUUGAAACAUACUGAGGAAAAAUAGACGACUAACAAGAAGCGUGAUUAUACAAACACAGCGGUGGAGAUGAAGCUGCAGCCGACGACACAAAGCCUUCAAACUGCCAGUAAAACAAAAGAAGGCAGACGAACAGGUGAAGGACUGAGAUAAAGAUGGUUACAGUUUUUUAGCCUUUCACCUGAAACGUCAGCUACUUAAAGGAGCAGUACAACCACAAAUAAAUAUCCAGUCAUCGUCUCCCUCCUGAAGAUGUGAAGUCGUCCACAAAACAUUCCUGCUGUUUCACUGUGAAGCUCCAGAAACGUUCUGUGGACGACGAGACUUCACCGGACUUCAAAUCGUCAGGAGGAGGAGAUGACCUGGACACCAACUUUGUGAGGGAGGAAGUUCUGCUGAUCCAGUUGCAAAUAUACUUAUGUGCUAUUUACCCAAAAUAUAUUCACAAGAUCAUCAGGGUCAGAAAUGUUAAAUUGUUGAACAUUCUCAGUCUUUCUGACUCAUUCACUGCUGAAACAUGUUGUUGCUCACAUUGUUUCAGCGAGUUCAGACUCCAAACUCGACAUAAACAGAACCAACACAGACCUGAGAUCAGAUCAGAUCCCCUGCAGACUGCCGGAGACUCGACCCCAGACUGCCGCUGAGCGCUGCAGCCCUGCUUCACAGUCUCAUCGCCACAUCGACGUGUUUUAUACUCACACGUGUGAGCGGAGCCGGUUCUCUCCUUCCCCUUCAGCAGGUGUAGUCACGUAGCCGUCAUGUUCGCAGUGUUUCCUACAUGAACGUGAGUGUGUGUGUGUGUGUGAGUGUGUGUGUGUGUGUGUGUGUGUGUGUGUGUGUGGUUAUCAUGAUAUUUAUUGCGUGUUCAGUUGUGAGGGUUUUUGUGUUUGUGUACAGUAUCUUUGACGGAAAGUGUGAUAUUUUGAUAAUGUCAUGUCAGCUGAGAUACAGGUACACGUGUGUGUGUAUAUGAAAGACUUCAAGGAAAAAAAGGGAAGACGAGGAGAACAAAAACUUUAACGUGCAUUUAUUAUUAAAUAUUACGAAGAUAGAAAAUAAAGAUAUUCUGCCAAAUUGUUCAAUAUUUCCCACAGCGCACGUUUCCACGUGUCCUCCCCAACAUGUGUCUUCAGAUGGAUGGAAACAUACAAUAAUAUUGACAUUGUCUUCAUUUGAUUAUUUUUUAAGUGAAUUUGUAAAUGAUAGAAUUAGAACUUAUAAUGGUUGUUGAGUAUGAAUUUAUUUUUAUGCUGUGUAUACCAUGGACAAAUUAUAUAGAGAGUUUAUGUAAACUUGUCGUCUUACAGUUCACUCCUGAUCCGGGAGAAGCACAAAGUGAUUGUACAAAUUAUUGUGAAUGUUUGUAUAUUAUAGAUGCAAUUUAGUAUAAUAAAAAUCACAAUCUUUAAUCAUAAAA